UUCCUGUUCACCGGGGCGUUGAGUUUCCCGUUGUAUGCUUUACUGUUUUUUUUUUUCCCCUCAGUUCUUGUAACUGUCAGUCGCGGGGCAUCAUCAUCAUCAUCAGGGCUCUGAGCCAGGUCAUCUUACUCAGGUACUGAAGCUGGACAUCGACUGGACCCUCCUGAAACACACCUCAUCUCCUCCAUCCACCUCCCUCCUCCUGCAUGCUGACUGAGCAUGCUGUCUCUCAGGAUGUUGGGUAUUCUCAUGCUCAUGUUUUUACUGUGUGAUGCAGACAGUUUGUGCCCUGACAGCAUCAACCCUCUCCGGCUGGAUCCUCCUGAGGUCAUAGGGAAAUAUGGAGACACAGUCCUUGUAAACUGCUCAAGCUCAGAAGAGUAUCUUGAUGGAAUGGUCUUGAAACUUGGAAACACAAACCACAAUGACGACGAUGAUGAGAAUUUUAUCUCAGAGUCAUUGUCCCUGUCAGACUGGAGCGUGAAGGCUGAGUGCAGAAUAAAUUUAAAUGAGACUGUGGAAUGCAGCAGAGAACUUGGAAUCACCAUAUACAAGACUCCAGACACAGUCACACUCUACGGUGUGGAUGGUGCCCCGAUGGUGGAGGGAGCAGAGUACACGUUGGAUUGCCACGUCAACAAUGUGGCUCCCGUGCAGAAGCUCACAGUGAUUUGGUACCGAGACAAUGAAAUGUUUUCCACUGAAACAUUUAAUGAAAACACUGUGACCCCAGUCAAUGUGUCCUCUUCCUUGAGAGUCACUGCUGACAGACAUCACAACGGAGCACUUUUCAGAUGUGAAGCUGAGCUGCACCUUGGACCAGAGCUCAAUCUGACUACAGCUUCACUGUCUUACCCUGCUGUUGUGCACUAUGGGCCACUGAUCAAAAAUUGUUCAGGCCCUUUCUCUGGUUUGGAAGAUGAGUUCCGUCUGGACAUGUUGCCCUGUCACAUUGAUGGGAACCCUCCACCCACAGUUCAGUGGUACUAUCAGAACAUGGAGAUCGGUGCAGAUGAGCUGCUCAAGCGGCAAGACUCAGGAGAGUACACAGUUGUAUUUAAAAAUGCAAUUAGGAGAAGCCACAGUUCUAUCGACAUCACAAUCGAAUACCGCCCUUCGUUUGCCUGCAAUGACCACUAUGAGGUUAAAGAGGGGGAUUUUUCCCAAACUCUAUGUGAACCAGAGGGACUGCCUCGACCCAACAUCACCUGGCUGAAAGAUGGAGAAGUGAUACCAACCCCACAGCGCUGGACGAGGCAUGAUAGUGGAAGUUACUCACUUAGAGCAACUAACAAACAUGGAACAGCCACACACGCACUGGAUCUUGAUGUUUUGUAUUGCCCCCUGAUACUGACGCCUGCUGAAGUGGUGGUGAGAUUUGGAGAUCCAGUGUCAGUUAACUGCAGCACAGCAUCAACCACAGACUUUUUGGGAAUGAGCUGGGAGGCUUCAGCUGGAGGCACAGGGUUUGAAGACAAGUCUUCUCUCACCUGGACAGUUGAGAAAGUGGACGAGUGGGACAUUAAACCUCAGUGCUACAUGACUCGGAGGAAUGGCAAGCAGUGCUUUAUGACACCAGACAUCACUGUUUAUAAGACUCCAGACACAGUCACACUCUCCGGUGUGGAUGGUGCCCCGAUGGUGGAGGGAGCAGAGUACACGUUGGAUUGCCACGUCAACAAUGUGGCUCCCGUGCAGAAGCUCACAGUGAUUUGGUACCGAGACAAUGAAAUGUUUUCCACUGAAACAUUUAAUGAAAACACUGUGACCCCAGUCAAUGUGUCCUCUUCCUUGAGAGUCACUGCUGACAGACAUCACAACGGAGAACUUUUCAGAUGUGAAGCUGAGCUGCACCUUGGACCAGAGCUCAAUCUGACUACAGCUUCACUGUCUUACCCUGCUGUUGUGCACUACGGCCCCUCAUUUGCCUGCAAUGACCACUAUGAGGUUAAAGAGGGGGAUUUUUCCCAAACUCUAUGUGAACCAGAGGGACUGCCUCGACCCAACAUCACCUGGCUGAAAGAUGGAGAAGUGAUACCAACCCCACAGCGCUGGACGAGGCAUGAUAGUGGAAGUUACUCACUUAGAGCAACUAACAAACAUGGAACAGCCACACACGCACUGGAUCUUGAUGUUUUGUAUGCUCCUGAGCUCAAGCACACAGUAGAUUAUAUCACUGUGGUCGAGGGUGAGAAUGCCACCCUGACCUGUGGAGCGAGGGGGAACCCUCCUCCUGUCUUUACGUGGACCUGUAAGGGGAUGAAUAUCUCGGCGAGCACGACUAAUCUGACUAUCACUGAAGCAACAAUCAGCGCAACCUACAGCUGCACAGCUACCAAUCACAUCGGAACAAUAACUAAGGAAAUCCACGUCCGUGUGGUGAGGAGGAAUAUUCCUGAGGCACCAGCAGAAAGAGAUUGCCCCCUGAUACUGACGCCUGCUGAAGUGGUGGUGAGAUUUGGAGAUCCAGUGUCAGUUAACUGCAGCACAGCAUCAACCACAGACUUUUUGGGAAUGAGCUGGGAGGCUUCAGCUGGAGGCACAGGGUUUGAAGACAAGUCUUCUCUCACCUGGACAGUUGAGAAAGUGGACGAGUGGGACAUUAAACCUCAGUGCUACAUGACUCGGAGGAAUGGCAAGCAGUGCUUUAUGACACCAGACAUCACUGUUUAUAAGACUCCAGACACAGUCACACUCUCCGGUGUGGAUGGUGCCCCGAUGGUGGAGGGAGCAGAGUACACGUUGGAUUGCCACGUCAACAAUGUGGCUCCCGUGCAGAAGCUCACAGUGAUUUGGUACCGAGACAAUGAAAUGUUUUCCACUGAAACAUUUAAUGAAAACACUGUGACCCCAGUCAAUGUGUCCUCUUCCUUGAGAGUCACUGCUGACAGACAUCGCAACGGAGAACUUUUCAGAUGUGAAGCUGAGCUGCAGCUUGGACCAGAGCUCAAUCUGACUACAGCUUCACUGUCUUACCCUGCUGUUGUGCACUAUGGGCCACUGAUCAAAAAUUGUUCAGGCCCUUUCUCUGGUUUGGAAGAUGAGUUCCGUCUGGACAUGUUGCCCUGUCACAUUGAUGGGAACCCUCCACCCACAGUUCAGUGGUACUAUCAGAACAUGGAGAUCGGUGCAGAUGAGCUGCUCAAGCGGCAAGACUCAGGAGAGUACACAGUUGUAUUUAAAAAUGCAAUUGGGAGAAACCACAGUUCUAUCGACAUCACAAUCGAAUACCGCCCUUCGUUUGCCUGCAAUGACCACUAUGAGGUUAAAGAGGGGGAUUUUUCCCAAACUCUAUGUGAACCAGAGGGACUGCCUCGACCCAACAUCACCUGGCUGAAAGAUGGAGAAGUGAUACCAACCCCACAGCGCUGGACGAGGCAUGAUAGUGGAAGUUACUCACUUAGAGCAACUAACAAACAUGGAACAGCCACACACGCACUGUAUCUUGAUGUUUUGUAUUGCCCCCUGAUACUGACGCCUGCUGAAGUCGUGGUGAGAUUUGGAGAUCCAGUGUCAGUUAACUGCAGCACAGCAUCAACCACAGACUUUUUGGGAAUGGGCUGGGAGGCUUCAGCUGGAGGCACAGGGUUUGAAGACAAGUCUUUUCUCACCUGGACAGUUGAGAAAGUGGACGAGUGGGACAUUAAACCUCAGUGCUACAUGACUCGGAGGAAUGGCAAGCAGUGCUUUAUGACACCAGACAUCACUGUUUAUAAGACUCCAGACACAGUCACACUCUCCGGUGUGGAUGGUGCCCCGAUGGUGGAGGGAGCAGAGUACACGUUGGAUUGCCACGUCAACAAUGUGGCUCCCGUGCAGAAGCUCACAGUGAUUUGGUACCGAGACAAUGAAAAGUUUUCCACUGAAACAUUUGAUGAAAAAACUGUGACCCCAGUCAGUGUGUCCUCUUCCUUGAGAGUCACUGCUGACAGACAUCGCAACGGAGCACUUUUCAGAUGUGAAGCUGAGCUGCACCUUGGACCAGAGCUCAAUCUGACUACAGCUUCACUGUCUUACCCUGCUGUUGUACUCUAUGGGCCACUGAUCAAAAAUUGUUCAGGCCCUCCCUCUGUUUUGGAAGAUGAGUUCCGUCUGGACAUGUUGCCCUGUCACGCUGAUGGGAACCCUCCACCCACAGUUCAGUGGUACUAUCAGAACACGGAGAUCGGUGCAGAUAAGCUGCUCAGGCGGCAAGACUCAGGAAAGUACACAGCUGUAUUUAAAAAUGAUUUUGGGAGAAACCAAAGUUCUAUCGACAUCACAAUUGAAUACGGCCCCUCAUUCACCUGCAAUGACUACUAUGAGGUUCGAGAGGAUGGUUCCUCCCAAACUACAUGUGAACCAGAGGGACUGCCUCGACCCAACAUCAUCUGGCUGAAAGAUGGAGAAGUGAUACCAACCCCACAGCGCUGGACGAGGCAUGAUAGUGGAAAUUACUCACUUAGAGCAACUAACAAACAUGGAACAGCCACACACGCACUGUAUCUUGAUGUUUUGUACGCCCCCGUGUUACAGGAGGGAAAUGACACUCCGGACGUGGUCUUGGGUGAGAAUGUGACUUUUCCUUGCAGUGCUGAGGGAAACCCUCCUCCUGAGAUCCAAUGGAACUACAAGUAUAUGCCGAACACGAAGCUGACAGAGACCACUGGGCGGCGCCAGAGGAAUAUCACCAUCACAGGAGCCACGUCUACCAACACUGGUGUUUACAUCUGUACUGCCACGAAUGAAUUUGGGACCAUGACAAGAGCUGUCACACUGGUAGUGAAAGAGAAAUCCGGAAGAAACCCCUCAAAGUUAAUUUGGCUGCUGCUGCUCCUGCUCCUCUUCAUCCCCAUCAUUUAUUUAAUUGUUCGCUGCCGCCAGAAAAAACGUGGAGAAUAUAAUUUUGUUCCCAGCAGAGCAACAGAUGGAUCAGAUAUCCCUUUGACUCCUACGUCUAAUGGGGUGAAAACGUAGGACAGUUGUUUCAUGCUGAAUAUUUUCAAUCUGCCUGAGGACUGAAAACAUCAUCAAAUAUGACAUUUUUGUUUCAUAGCAAGAAUGGCCUGUAAAAAUUGUAUGUACUCUGGUUAUGGCCUAAAAAAUGCUGCAUUUUUGUAAUUUUUUUUAAAGAUUGUUCUGAUAGUUGUUCUAGAGUUGUAAAGUUACAUAAUGGCUUGUUUUAAUAAGUCAUGUUCAUCACUCAUUGUGUGAUUAUAUUUUCAAGGUUUCACAUUUUUAUUUUUUUUUUACUUACACAGUACACUCCUGAUUAUUUUUCAGAUACUAAUUUUGCAUUGUAAUCCUCAUGAAAUGAGGCAAAAAUAACAAAACUCCAAUGUCGGUCACAUGAAACAGUCAAGGUGUUAUAUGACAUUAUUGUACAGAUUCAUAAUAAACUGAACAACAACAACAACAACAAAAAAAAAAACACAGAACAGCACUUAUUAAUAAUUGUACAAUUUCAAAUAAAUAAUCCAGGAUUACAUAAAUCAGUUAAAACGA
Molecule: messenger RNA, 5484 nt
Organism: Acanthopagrus latus (yellowfin seabream)
Lineage: Eukaryota; Metazoa; Chordata; Actinopteri; Spariformes; Sparidae
Gene: icam5
Product: intercellular adhesion molecule 5
Exons: 19
Coding region: 220-4956 (1578 amino acids)
Biological process (GO): cell-cell adhesion
Cellular component (GO): membrane
Molecular function (GO): integrin binding
Source: RefSeq, a predicted model, not a curated record